Messenger RNA from Anolis sagrei ordinatus, 1030 nucleotides. RefSeq names its product claudin 7 (gene CLDN7). Gene Ontology annotation, molecular function: structural molecule activity. Gene Ontology annotation, cellular component: bicellular tight junction; plasma membrane. Gene Ontology annotation, biological process: bicellular tight junction assembly; cell adhesion. NCBI's taxonomy places the organism in Eukaryota, Metazoa, Chordata, Lepidosauria, Squamata, Anolidae. The record is from RefSeq and is a predicted model, not a curated record.
CCUCCCUCCCUGGUCGCCAAAGGCAUAAAUACAGGUGCGCUCACCUGGCGCGCAGGUAAGCGCCUCCCGCCGCCUCCUUUGCGUGUCUCCUUCGGGUUGUUUGCUGCGUGGACGCCUCUCCUCCCGGACUCUCGAUGGCCAACUCGGGCUUGCAGUUGCUGGGCUUCGCCUUGGCUCUGUUGGGCUGGAUCGCCACCUUGGUGGCCACCAUCAUGCCCCAGUGGCAGAUGUCCUCCUACGCCGGGGACAACAUCAUCACGGCCCAAGCCAUCUACAAGGGGCUCUGGAUGAGCUGCGUCUGGCAGAGCACCGGACAGAUCUCCUGCAAGGUCUUCGACUCCGUCUUGGCCCUCGACACCGCCACGCAAGCCACCCGGGCGCUGAUGAUAGUCUCCCUGGUGCUGGGGGCCCUUGCCAUGUGCAUUGCCAUCAUGGGCAUGAAGUGCACCCGCUGUGGAGGAGAUGACAAGACCAAGAAAGCCCGUAUCGCCAUGAGCGGAGGCAUCGUCUUCCUGGUUUCCGGUUUGUGUUGCCUCGUCGCUUGCUCCUGGAUCGGAAACCAAAUUGUGCAGAGUUUCUACAGUGCCCUGGUGCCCGUCAAUUCAAAGUACGAAUUUGGGGCGGCCAUCUUCAUCGGCUGGGCGGGGGCGGCCCUGUCGCUCCUGGGCGGGGGGCUCCUCUCCUGCUCCUGCCCCUCCAAAGAGGGCUACAGUGGGCGCUCCUACCCGCAAGGCAAGCCCAUCUCCAAGCCCCCCAGCAGCAGGGAAUACGUCUGAGAGAGAGGCCGGCGGAGCCCGCCUCCCACACACCUGCCCCAGGCACACCUGGAAUACACACCUGGACUCUGCCCGGCGCCGCACACCUGGCGGAUCUUGAACCUCGGCCCCCUCGGAGUGCCUUUUAAAUGUUCUGCAUUUCAUAACGCGUUUUUAAGAAACUUAAUUGUACUACUUUUUUAAAAUAAUAAACUGGCUUUGUAAUUAUUUAGGAGUUAGCCAUGUCUAUCCAUCUAGUCAUCCACUGAUCUAUC